CACGGUCAUGAGCGCCGUCACGCUCACCCCGAGCGUCGUGGUGUUGGUGACAUGGUCUAUGCCACCAUGGGCGGCAAGGUCGUCUCCUGGAUCAACGAGUGGACCGGCCAUGCCACCACCUCCGCCGAUGAUGCUCAGGCCACCGCCGCCAGCGAUGCCACCAAUGCCAUCCCCAACGCCCCGGCUCAGCCCACCGAUGCCCCCGCCCCCAAGUCGUCGGAUGAUGACGAGGACAAGGACGAGGACGAGGACAAGCCCACCGCCAAGGAGCUGACCAAGGGCAGCUGCAAGGACUGGCUGUGCAGCAAGAACGCGGGCGACUACACCCGCGAUGGCUUCGGUGAAGCCACCAAGAACAACGACCUGAGCUACAUCUUCUACACCGGCAACGUCGGCAAGCCCUGGGGCAGCAACAUCCAGGAGGUCGACAAGUCGCGCGCCUGCGAGUACGAGCACGUCGUCCGCUUCGAUGGCAGCGAGAAGGACCCCUGGACCCUCACCUUCUGGAACAAGAUGGGCCCCGAUGGAAAGCUGACCGGUUGGUUCGGCCACUCCGCCCUGACCAUCCGCAUCCAGCCCGGCGAGACCAAGUACGUUGCCUUCGACAGCGACUCCCAGGGUGCCUGGGGUGCCGCCAAGGGCAACACCCUCCCCGUCAACCACUGGGGUGCCUACGCCUGCACCUGGGGCGAGUUUGACUUUGGCAACAAUGGCAACGAGGGCUGGGUCGGCUGGGACGUGUCCGCCAUCGAGGUCAUGAAGACCACCAAGGAAGUCCAGGGCAUGAAGAUCUGCAACCACGACGGUAAAGGCUGCUCCAGCAUCUCCAACCUCGGCAAGAAGGUCGAGAACGCCUACACCGACAAGGAGGAGGGCGUCGACGGUAUCGGUGGCCGCCACCCGCCUGGCCCUGCCCGUCUGAUGGUCAACAUCGACUACGAAUAGAUUCGUCUACCCUCUACUCUUUCAAUCUACUAGUCCAUUUUUCUUCUCUACUCUGCUUCGUCUGAAAUCAAUUGCGUUGGAGGUGCUUUAUUUGUGUGCGGUAGCAACCACCGUCCGACCUGAUGGCUCUUCUUUUUCGUUCCUUGUACAUAUACCACAGUAUUGUCUCUAGUUCAUAAAUUUGUUACGAGUUAUGGAUCAUCGUACAUGACAGUACUCUUGAGAGUACAUC
Molecule: messenger RNA, 1177 nt
Organism: Aspergillus campestris IBT 28561
Lineage: Eukaryota; Fungi; Ascomycota; Eurotiomycetes; Eurotiales; Aspergillaceae
Gene: aspf4
Product: allergen Asp F4
Exons: 1
Coding region: 67-945 (292 amino acids)
Cellular component (GO): extracellular region
Molecular function (GO): IgE binding
Source: RefSeq, a predicted model, not a curated record